Oryza brachyantha (malo sina) is the source of this 2277-nucleotide messenger RNA. RefSeq names its product protein trichome birefringence-like 28. The transcript is spliced from 5 exons. The coding region runs from base 134 to 1795 and encodes 553 amino acids. The record is from RefSeq and is a predicted model, not a curated record. Gene Ontology annotation, molecular function: O-acetyltransferase activity. Gene Ontology annotation, cellular component: Golgi apparatus. NCBI's taxonomy places the organism in Eukaryota, Viridiplantae, Streptophyta, Magnoliopsida, Poales, Poaceae.
GAGAGGGGGAAGCAAAGCAAGAAGCUUUUUUUUUUACUUCCUAAGUUUGCAAGCCACCGGAAAAAGUCCGGGGCUUGGUGGUGGUAAGUUUCUUUAAAGCGCCGGAGCGGGGAGGUCUCCUGCGGCUCCGGAGAUGCAGCAGCGGCGCAAGUCGGUGUUCGCCUCGGCGCCGUUCGCGAUGAAGCAAGCGGCGCUGGGGGCAGGCGUGGCGGCGCGCAAGAACGGCGCGCCGCUGUCGCUGGCGGCGGUGGUGUUCGCGCUCUUCGUGUUCGCGACGUUCCUCUACAACGAGGACAUCAAGUCCAUCGCCGACUUCCCCUUCGGCGCCGGCGCGCUCCGCGCCAAGUCGCCCGACCUCCACGUCCUCCAGGAGUCUGUGGGCGCCGGGCACCUCGCCGUUAGCAGCCCCGCCAAGCGCGGCGAGGAGGUCAUCGUCCGGGUCCUCGAUGCGCCUGGCUCCAUGGCGCUGGCGGCCAACGCCGGUAGCAGCAGUAACAGCACGAUGGAGGUGGCCAAGACCAAUGCCAACGCCAACGCGGACGCCGGUGGCAAGGUGGACGAGGGGCAGGAGAAGGACAGGGACGUGACGCUCCCGAGCGUCAAGGAAGGCGGCGCCGAUGAGGCGAGGCGGCGAGAAGACGAGGAGGCCGCGGAGAAGGAGGCCUCCGCGAAGGCCGCCGCUGCGACGGCGGCGCUGAGGACGGUGGUAAACGUGCCGGACACCUGCGACCUGUACCACGGCAACUGGGUGUACGACGAGGUGAACGCACCGGUGUACAAGGAGGCGCAGUGCGAGUUCCUGACGGAGCAGGUCACCUGCAUGCGCAACGGCCGCCGCGACGACUCCUACCAGAAGUGGCGAUGGCAGCCGACCGACUGCGACAUGCCCCGGUUCGACGCGCGGCUGCUGCUGGAGCGUCUGCGCAACAAGCGGCUGAUGUUCGUGGGGGAUUCGCUGAACCGCAACCAGUGGGAGUCGAUGGUGUGCCUGGUCCAGUCCGUCAUCCCCAAGGGCCAGAAGACGCUCACCAAGUUCGUCAACGGCGGCAACAGCAACAUCUUCUACGCACACGAGUACAACGCGACGGUGGAGUUCUACUGGGCGCCGUUCCUGGUGGAGUCGAACUCGGACAACCCGCAGGUGCACAGCGUCCCGGACCGCGUCAUCCAGUGGCACUCCAUCGCCAAGCACGCGCACAACUGGCUCGGCGUCGACUACCUCAUCUUCAACACCUACAUCUGGUGGCUCAACACCCUCGACAUGAAAGUCCUGAAGGGGUCGUUCGACCAGGGGGCGACGGAGUACGUGGAGGUGGACCGGCCCGUGGCGUACAAGGAGGUGCUCAAGACGUGGGCGAAGUGGAUCGACCGCAACAUUGACCCCAACCGGACGACCGUCUUCUUCAUGAGCAUGUCUCCCAACCACAUCACGCCGGAGGCGUGGGGCAACUACGGCGGGAUCAAGUGCGCGAUGGAGACGCUGCCGAUCACGAACCGGACGACGUCGCUGGACGUGGGCACGGACUGGCGGCUGUACGCCGGCGCGCAGGAGGUGCUCCAGACGCUCCGCCGCGUCCCCGUGCACCUCGUCGACAUCACGGCGCUGUCGGAGCUCCGCAAGGACGCGCACACGUCGGUGCACACCCUGCGCCAGGGGAAGCUGCUCACGCCGGAGCAGCAGGCCGACCCCAAGAAGUACGCCGACUGCAUCCACUGGUGCCUCCCCGGACUCCCCGACACCUGGAACCAGUUCCUCUACGCCCGCAUCGCCUCCGCCCCGUGGUCCGAUCAGUAGCAGCAGUAGCGGCGAACGGGGCUGCAAUAAGGCUAGCUCCAAGUGUUCUUCAGUCUCCAGGGAAAAAAAAGAGCAAACAGCACAGUUGACACGCCAUGGAUGCCCGCCGGCCUGCCACCUCUCUCUCUCUCUCUCUUCCUUCUUUUUCUUACUUUUUUUUCGGUUACCUUUUCUUUUUCACCAUUUUUUUUCUUUCUCUGGGUUGCGUAAAGCUGUCUUGUGUUGUUUUAACCUGUGAUUCUUUUGUUAAAAGAAAUGGAGGGUUCAGGAUGGUGAAGAAUCUGUGGGUGGGGGGCGCUGUGUUGACUAGCUCAUUCCUUCUCGUGCUGAGGACGAAUGGAUAGGAGAAAGCAAAAGGGGGUGAGAUGUAAGGGGGAAAGAGAAAGAAGGGUUACAUGUAAAGAAUUUUUGUGUAUUACACCAUUCUGGUACAUUGAAGCUCUAGAGAGGCAUAAAGGCCACAAGGUGCAUCUAUUCUUCAA